AUGGGGACCUCUCCGCAAACUCAGAACCAUGGCCACCACGAGGACCGAGAAAAUGUCCGUCUUGCCUCCCAGGACGUUUCUAACUUGAUCGGUUAUCAUGCAGACUUGUCAAGUACAGAAAGCGACACCGAUCUCGAGAGCGACGAUACUGUAAUUCUCCGAAGCAACUCUCAGUCGAGGAGACUGGAGUCCGCACCGCUGAUAACCGAUCACCGACGAUUUCCCUCGAUGGAUGAAGAUGAUCGCGAUCAUGAUCACGGCGUGCUUGCUCCGGCUGAUGGGGACCAGGAGAAACCGGUGACUUGGAGCUCGUUACCGAAGAAGGGCCAAUUGGUAAUCUUGACCUUAGCACGACUAUCAGAGCCGUUGACGCAGACCUCUCUGCAGGCAUACAUGUUUUAUCAGCUCAAAUCAUUUGAUCCGUCCUUGCCAGACUCGAAGAUCUCCGCGCAGGCGGGUAUCCUCCAAGGUAGCUUUACAGCCGCGCAAUUCAUCACAGCUGUAUGGUGGGGCCAUCUCGCUGAUGCUGAAUGGAUGGGCCGGAAGAGAGUGCUGUUGAUCGGAUUGAUGGGUACUUGUCUGUCUUGUAUAGGCUUUGGUUUCUCUCGAUCUUUUGCGACGGCCAUGGUCUUUCGGACACUGGGCGGGAUAUUGAACAGCAAUGUUGGGGUGAUGCGGACACUGAUUGCAGAGAUCAUUGCCGAGAAGAAAUAUCAAUCCCGCGCGUUUUUGCUCCUCCCCAUGUGCUUCAAUAUCGGUGUAAUCAUAGGUCCAAUCUUGGGAGGCUCGUUGGCCGAUCCUGUCAACAGUUUUCCGCAACUUUUCGGCCCGGGAUCUAUCCUUGGAGGUAAAGAAGGUGUAUGGUGGAUGCAGCAUUGGCCGUAUGCAUUGCCGAAUCUUUUGAGCGCAAUGUUCAUAUUUGCAUCAUUUCUCGCAGUAUUUCUUGGGCUCGAUGAGACCCAUGAAAUCGCACGUUAUAGAAGCGACUGGGGUCGUAAAAUGGGAAAACGGAUCACAAGAGCUUGGACCGGACGACCUCAGCACUAUCGUCCACUGACACGCUCCAGAGGCGAUGACUCUAUCUACACGGACGGCAGCGUUGGUACUUGGUCUACGCCGUCGAGUCCAGCCCACUCUCGCGUACAUCCACGCCGACCCAAAAGGAUCGGGUUCCGCCAGAUCUGGACCCGCAACAUUAUCCUGACUUUAGUGGCUCACUUUCUGCUUGCCUUCCACACAAGCGCCUUCAACUCUAUGACAUUUGUAUUUUUGCCCGCACCCCGUGCCCCAGAGAAAUCCCGGCAAGGUCUGUUCCAUUUCGGCGGUGGACUAGGUCUUCCAUCAUCCCGAGUUGGGCUUGCUACUGCCAUCAUCGGUUUCAUCGGCCUGCCACUCCAGAUCUUCCUCUACCCGCUGAUACAGACAAAGCUUGGCACGCUCACAUCAUUCCGAACGUUCCUUCCUUUUUCGCCCAUUGCGUACAUGCUGAUGCCCUUUCUGGUGAUUCUUCCUCGCAUACCAUGGAUUGUUUGGCCUUCUUUCACGUUCGUCGUUAGCUUACAGGUCAUCUCGCGGACAUUCAUUCUGCCCGCUGCUAUAAUCCUGGUGAACAACUGUGUCAAGGAUCCAUCUAUUCUAGGCACAGUCCAUGGAGUGGCGCAGAGUAUCUCCAGUGCAGCUCGUACCCUGGGCCCAUUCCUGGGUGGCUGGGGACUGGGACUGGGGCUCGAGAACAACAUGAUUGGGGCUGUCUGGUGGGCACUGGCCGUUGAGGCUUUGCUCGGUUGGGCUAUGCUCUGGAGUAUUUAUGAGGGCAAGGGAAUCGAACGCAAGAAAGAUGAGGCAGAGGGGGAUGGAGAGUGA
This is a messenger RNA of Penicillium egyptiacum, 1863 nucleotides long. Lineage: Eukaryota; Fungi; Ascomycota; Eurotiomycetes; Eurotiales; Aspergillaceae. The record is from the annotation of a GenBank genome assembly.